GAGUGGAUCCCUCCUAGCAUAGAAGCUGGAGGCUCUCAGGAUCUUGGGAUCCUUUUCCAGCUGUUUAUCCACAGGCCGCUUUCUUACACGUCUACAGAAUUUCGGUGGGACGGAGCCGUCAAGAGGCGAAAUGAGCUUGCUGUGCCUCAUCUUCACGCUGAGCCUUUUAGGGGUCCGUGGCUUAGGAGACCCGGGCCCCUUGGAGGACGUGGUGAUUGACAGAUACCACAUCCCCAAAGUGUGCUUGAGAGAGGUCCAGAUGGGCGACUUUGUCAGAUACCAUUACAACGGGACCUUCCAGGACGGCACCAAGUUUGACUCCAGCUAUGACCGAGGUGCCACUGUGGCCGGCGUGGCAGGCGUGGGACGGCUCAUCACUGGCAUGGACAGAGGCCUGCAGGGCAUGUGUGUGAAUGAAAGGAGGCAUCUCAUCGUGCCCCCUCAUCUCGGCUAUGGCAGCAUCGGUGUCGCUGGUCUGAUUCCCCCGGACACCACCCUCUAUUUCGACGUCAUCAUGCUUGACAUUUGGAACAAGGAAGACAAGCUGCAGAUCACCACCCUGUACAAGCCGGAGCGUUGCAACCGCACCGUGGAGAAUUCAGACUUUGUGCGUUACCACUACAACGGCACCCUUCUGGAUGGCACCCCUUUUGACUCCAGCUAUGGAAAAGACAGCACUUAUGACACAUACGUGGGUUCGGGCUGGUUGAUCAAAGGCAUGGAUGAAGGCCUGGUCGGCAUGUGUGCUGGAGAGAAGAGGAGAAUAGUCAUCCCCCCGUUCCUGGCUUAUGGAGAGAAAGGCUACGGGACUGUCAUCCCCCCUCAAGCCUCUUUGGUUUUUGAUGUCUUCCUGGUGGAUCUACACAACCCCAAAGAUGGCAUUUUCCUGGAACAUUUGGAAGUGCCCGAGUCAUGCAAGCGCAAGGCUGUGACUGGGGAUUUUGUGCGCUACCACUAUAAUGGCACCUUGAUGGAUGGGACCCUCUUUGAUUCCAGUUACUCACGGAAUCACACUUAUGACACCUAUAUUGGAAAAGGCUACAUUAUUCCAGGAAUGGACCAAGGACUGCAGGGGGUUUGCAUUGGAGAAAAGAGAAGAGUCAUCAUCCCGCCCCAUUUGGCAUAUGGAGAAAAUGGGGCAGGGGACAAGAUCCCCGCUUCAGCCGUCCUCAUCUUUGAUGUCCACGUCAUCGAUUUCCACAACCCCACAGACUCCGUGGAGAUAGAAACCGUCUACCGGCCGGCGGACUGUAACACCACCACUCAAAACAGAGACUUUGUCCGCUAUCACUACAACUGCUCUCUCCUGGACGGCACCCGGCUCUUCUCCUCCCAUGACUAUGAAAACCCUCAAGAAACCACGCUGGGUACCAACAAGAUAAUUGAAGGCCUCAGCAAUGGUCUCCUCGACAUGUGCAUGGGAGAGAAACGGAUUGUCAUCGUCCCUCCGCAUUUGGGUCAUGGUGAAAGUGGUGCUCGAGGUGUACCUGGUAGCUGUGUUCUCCGUUUUGAGAUAGAGCUUCUGUACUUGGAGGCUGGCGUUCCAGAAGGGUACCUGUUCAUCUGGCAUGGCGCACCACCUGAGAACUUGUUCGAAGCAAUGGAUCUCAACAAAGAUGGUGAAGUCCCACAUGAAGAGUUCUCAACAUUCAUCCAAUCCCAGAGGGCAGAAGGCAAAGGUCGUCUCAUGCCAGGCUCUGAGCCAGAAAAGGUCAUCGACGACAUGUUCCAAAACCAAGACAGGAACAAAGAUGGGAAGAUUACAGCAGACGAACUGAAGCUGAAGUCGGAUGAGGAUCAAGCUCCAGCCCACGAAGAACUUUAA
This is a messenger RNA of Euleptes europaea (tarantolino), 1825 nucleotides long. It is a transcript of the gene FKBP10, whose product is annotated as FKBP prolyl isomerase 10. The coding region runs from base 131 to 1825 and encodes 564 amino acids. NCBI's taxonomy places the organism in Eukaryota, Metazoa, Chordata, Lepidosauria, Squamata, Sphaerodactylidae. The record is from RefSeq and is a predicted model, not a curated record. The transcript is spliced from 11 exons. Gene Ontology annotation, molecular function: calcium ion binding; peptidyl-prolyl cis-trans isomerase activity.